AUGCUUGACAUAGCGGUAAGAUACCGGGACACUUUGGAUAGCCUGUGCUCGAAGCAGGAGCGUGGGCUGCGCGCGUUCGAGCUCUCGGCAGAAGAGUGGACAAUUGCGGAGGAACUGCGGGAUGUGCUCAAGGACGCGACCCUCUUCUUUUCGCGCGACACACCCAACCUCGCCAUGGUGAUCCCAGCCAUGGAUCACAUCGACACAAUGCUCACGAACCACUGCCGCGACGACGGCACUCUCGACCCCGCUAUCCGCUCUGCUCUCCGCCUCUCGAAGAAGACCUUGAACAGGUACUACAAGAUUAGCGACAUGUCCACGACGUACAGGAUUGCCAUGGUUCUUCAUCCGGGUCACAAGCUCAAGUAUUUUGAGCAGGCUGGAUGGCCGUCGGGGUGGCGCAAGACGGCGGAGCAGAUAGUCCGCAAGGAGUACGACACCUCCUAC
Molecule: messenger RNA, 447 nt
Organism: Trametes versicolor FP-101664 SS1
Lineage: Eukaryota; Fungi; Basidiomycota; Agaricomycetes; Polyporales; Polyporaceae
Exons: 3
Source: RefSeq, a predicted model, not a curated record